Molecule: messenger RNA, 429 nt
Organism: Diaporthe citri
Lineage: Eukaryota; Fungi; Ascomycota; Sordariomycetes; Diaporthales; Diaporthaceae
Exons: 1
Coding region: 1-429 (142 amino acids)
Source: RefSeq, a predicted model, not a curated record
AUGACGACACACAUCGCACCCCUCUGUCACCUGCUCUUGAAGACGCCGCCACUGGCAGUCAGCGUUUCGCGAGGCACGACGCUGAGGGAAAUCAAGAAACUCGCGAAACGACACAAGAUCCCGUCCAUGGUCUCCAAGACAAGCCGCGGACCCACCACGAGCAGCGGCCUCGUCUACGCGGAGUCGGGGGACAAGGUGGCACUGCAGCGCUUCGAGAAGGAUGUCCGAGGCAUGACAAAUUACAAGCAGAGAUUCGUCACAAUCGUGCCGACGAUGAAGGCGCCGAUCCCCGAGGAUCGACCGGUUCGGCCACCUGGUCAGCGAUUUGUUGAUGUCGAGGGCCUUACGAACUUUGGGAUCGAGAUGGCGAGGAGGAGCCUUUGGGACUGGUGGGCCGAUAUUGUGAAGAAGGGGUAUUUCAAGGACUAG